Molecule: messenger RNA, 1039 nt
Organism: Rhipicephalus sanguineus (brown dog tick)
Lineage: Eukaryota; Metazoa; Arthropoda; Arachnida; Ixodida; Ixodidae
Product: peroxiredoxin 1
Exons: 5
Coding region: 16-924 (302 amino acids)
Biological process (GO): cell redox homeostasis; response to oxidative stress; removal of superoxide radicals
Cellular component (GO): cytosol
Molecular function (GO): thioredoxin peroxidase activity
Source: RefSeq, a predicted model, not a curated record
GCCGCAGUCGAGGCGAUGAGCCACGCUCGCAGAGCUGGAGCCUCGUACAGUAAGAGAACUGCUGCGUUCGGCAAGCCCACCAGGGUGUUCCUCAGUGUCGCUCCCAGUCAGUUGACUGAUCUGCCGCAGGCGAUCAAGGCAGCCGAGUCGGGCAGCAGCGCCGAGCACGAUCCAGAGCAAGUACGAUCUUCCGACUCCUCUACCGACGGUCACGUGAUGCCUCAGGUGCGACAGCCUAACAGGGAGGUUCCCCCAGUCAACGCAUCGCAUCGCGCCAUGCACUACCCGGAAUCGUCAGCCACCACCGAACUGUCGUCGGACCUGGUAGACAUGACACUUCCUCAGUUGACCAAGCCCGCCCCAGACUUCUGCGGUACCGCCGUAGUCGAUGGCCAAUUCAAGGAAAUCAAGCUGUCGGACUACAAGGACAAGUACCUGGUCCUCUUCUUCUACCCGCUUGACUUCACCUUUGUCUGCCCCACGGAGAUCAUCGCAUUCAGCGACCGUGCUGAAGAGUUCCGCAAGAUCAACUGCGAGGUGGUUGCCUGCUCCACCGACAGCCACUUCUGCCAUCUUGCAUGGAUAAACACACCCCGCAAGGAAGGUGGCCUUGGCGAGAUGAAGAUCCCACUUCUGGCCGACAAGACCAGCAAGAUCGCGAGAGCCUACGGGGUCCUGAAGGAGGACGACGGUGUUCCUUUCCGUGGCCUCUUCAUCAUCGAUGACAAGGGCCUUCUGCGCCAGAUCACCAUGAACGACCUCCCCGUCGGCCGCUCUGUCGAUGAGACCCUCAGACUUGUCCAGGCCUUCCAGUACACAGACAAGUACGGAGAAGUCUGCCCAGCCAACUGGAAGCCUGGCGGAGACACCAUGAAGCCAGACCCCAAGGGUAGCAAGGCCUACUUUGCAAAGAGCGAUCACUGAGUCCCUCUUCCACAGCUUCAAGCCAAAGCCCACUUCUGUUCCACCCCAUGUCCAUGUGUGACACUGUACUGUUCAAUCCUGCUUCAUAUAAAGUAUUAAAAGAAACAUUUUUCAC